Molecule: messenger RNA, 1976 nt
Organism: Hordeum vulgare subsp. vulgare (domesticated barley)
Lineage: Eukaryota; Viridiplantae; Streptophyta; Magnoliopsida; Poales; Poaceae
Exons: 3
Coding region: 161-1606 (481 amino acids)
Molecular function (GO): protein binding
Source: RefSeq, a predicted model, not a curated record
GAUUGGACACGGUAGGUAGGGAUGCAGAGGUAGCAGCUCACAGCUCAGCAUUGCUCGCUUGUACUCUGGGUGUUGAUGGCCAAUAUAUGGAAGGCACCAAAUUGCUCCAUGCCCAUGGAGGGUUUAGCCGCCGCCACACAUCAUCCAGCAUCAGUCGGAAAUGAGGACGCAGAUCUGGGGGGCAGGUCGCAUGAGCAAGCAAAACCAUUGUAACCUUGCUGGUUCCUUGCGAUGCUGUGGGGGAGAUCAUCCUUUGCGUAAACACGGCCACGACGAGGAAUGGCGAGAUUGGCCGAACCUGCCUACGGUGCUCCUUGACGAUAUCGUCGGUCGGCUUCUCCUCUACGACGUGGCCGAGUACAUCCGCCUCCGUGCUGCGUGCAAGGAAUGGAGGAACUGCACCGAUGAUCCGCGCAUGGGAGGCGGCCUGGACUGCCGCUUCCGCCCCCGCCGCUGGAUCAUGCUGUCCAACCGCACCAAGGGCGAUGGCCGUCGCUUUCUCAACCUCUCCACCGGUGCCAGCGCUUGUGUCAAUCUCCCGGAGCUCUCCCGCCACCACCUUGAGACCAGCACCGAGGGCCUCCUGCUCCUGCGUGGCAAGGCGAGCCACACUGUUCGCCUCUUCAACCCGCUCAACAGGGCCUUCACCAACCUCCCGCCCAUCACCCCGGACCUCGGCAGAGCGUACAUUGUCUGGACGGGGCUGUUGGAGUCUUCGGAGCGCCUCAUCUAUGCCGGCAUCUCUGAAGAGACCUCCCCAGCGUCGGUCGUGCUCCUGAUGAUUGACCAGGGGCGUGCCAUAGUCUACGCCAAGCCUGGCGACCAGCGGUGGGCUGUGAUUGAGCAUGACGAGAUCGGGAGACUCGAUCGCUACUCAUCAUAUCGGUUAUCGUCGGCUUCAACCCUGCAGGGGCGCUUCUACUUUGCGACUCUUGAGGGGAAUAUAAUGCAUGUGAGGCUCUGUCCUGAGCCUCGGUUGGUGCCUGUAGUCGUGAACCAGCCCAAAACCAGGGGUCAUGUGUCCUCCUACCUUGUCCCUCCCGACGACCACCGCUGCGGCAGCAUGCUCAUGGUGCGCUACUACCUCGACCUUGAUCACCUCAGCGCUAACGAGCGGAGAAUCAUUACGCGCAGGAGGAAGCGCAUGGAUGUGAUCAGGGUGGGGAACAGGUUGAAGGAGUGUCAGUGGAACCUGAUCCAGGUGUUUGAGGUGAAUGUGGCCAGAAAAAGGCUCGUCCCGGUGGAGGACAUUGGCCGCCACCGCGCGGUGUUUGUCGGGGAGGCGGCAUGCUUUUCCCUCUCUGCCAGGACGUUUCCGUGCGUGGCGGGGAACGCGGUGCACCUGGGGGCGACUGGUGCCCGCUACCCUCCCGUCGGAGUGCGGUAUCUGGCGGACAAGAGUGCGGAUCCACCGUUUGAAUUCACCACUGACGGGCCAGCUUCUCCUGAUGAACCACUGAAAUGGUACCACCGACAUAACAGACCGGAGCUGAAUCUUUUUCUUGACACUGGAUCAGAGCUGAAUCUAGUGCCUCUUGCUCGCCCCUGUACCCUGCAAGAGUACCUCGUAUGUUGCGCAGGCCUCCCUGGCGGCCUCAAGGACUGAUCAAAUCCUGAGCGAGUUAGGUAUGUCGUUCUUGGAUUGUGUGUUCUUGAGAAGUUUAAACAUCAGUGCUAUAGCUCCUCGAUUCAUUUCUCCCUUGUGUUGCCGCAAAAAAUUAUGAAAGAUGGGCAAUGAAGUCUAGAAUUAUGCAAUAGCAGUUGUUACCUCUAAAGUUUAAGCUGAUGUGUUCUUCAAAUACUUGCCUCGGUUAAUUUCUCACUUGUGUUGCUCCAGGAAAUUCUGAAAGAUGAGCAUACAAUCCAGUGUAGGAUUAUUUAUACAAGACCGCUUGUUUUUUUUUCCUCCAAAUUUUAAAUGAUGUGUUAUUUGAAAUACUAUAUGAUUCUGAGGAUAUAUAGAAAUUGCAUAAGAA